This is a messenger RNA of Boleophthalmus pectinirostris (great blue-spotted mudskipper), 9393 nucleotides long. Its product is annotated as death-inducer obliterator 1-like. Gene Ontology annotation, biological process: DNA-templated transcription. Bases 64 to 9114 code for a protein of 3016 amino acids. Gene Ontology annotation, cellular component: nucleus. The transcript is spliced from 13 exons. NCBI's taxonomy places the organism in Eukaryota, Metazoa, Chordata, Actinopteri, Gobiiformes, Gobiidae. The record is from RefSeq and is a predicted model, not a curated record.
UGUUUGGUUUGCAUUGAACCAAACCUCCUCCAGGCAGAUCUCACUAUUCAGCCUGAUCUCGGGAUGAGCCCUUUAAAUUGCCUAAUGCACAGUCCACCUGCAGAGGACAGUGAAGAACAAGAGAAUCUGCAAACACAGAGCACUUUGGAGAUGAUGGAGGUGGAGGAGAGCCCUUUAUUAGUCAAAACUGAACCAGAUCCAACCCCAGUGUCUCACUCCAAUUCUCCAGUCUGUAUCGGACCUGGCUGCUCCAAAUCUGCUUUACCCGAGUCUGUUUACUGCGGCAGUGACUGCAUCAUGCAGCACGCUGCCGCCACUAUCAAGAACCUGUCUGUGCCCAAAGCACCCAAGACCAGAGCCCGAGCGCAGAGGAAAGCUGCCCCUGCUCGAGCCCCUGCUAAGGCCCAGAGGGGGAGUAGGGUGUCUAAGCGACUUGCAAACAGAGAAGUGUGUGAGGAGACGAAGGAAGAGGACAAGCCUUCAGAGUCAGAGUCCAGUCAAACCUGUGACCCCAGUGUCACUGAGGCUCAGGCUACACAGUAUAAUGCCUCUGCUGUUGAGGAUCUUGGAGUUGCUGCAGAUGUCGUAGACUCCAUCACUCCUUCAGAACAGAUUUCAGAAGAGUCCUUUACUGAAACUGCACCAACUGCACCUCCUCCCCCUACAGCUGCUCCUGCUCCUAAAGACAAUACCCUCAGUCCAAAACCUGCUCCUGAACCAACUUUAAAACAGCAACCUCCAGAAAAGGCAAAAGAGACAAUCAUUAAUAAGAAUGUCUCAAAACUGAGUUCUACAAAAGUAAAUUCCCCAAAGCCAAGCAUAGCAUUCACCUCCCCAGCCAAACCAAUACCCUCACAACCCAUCACAAAACAGACUAAACCUCCAGAAACUUCACCCCCUGCUCCACCUGUCAAUAGACUACAUGAAACAGGUGCUAUUAUGGUCAAAAAGACUGCUUUUGUUAUACCAAAGAAGACCCCAGCACCCCAAACUCGAUCCAACCAAGUACCUCCACCUAGCCUAGAGCCUACCAAAAAAACGUCCCCUGGUCCAAGCCUAGAGCCCACCAAGAAGCCCUCCCCUGCUCCUACUUCUGUGGUUCAACCAGAGACCCGAAAUCUGCCCGUGCCUCCUGCCCCCAGCGCCCCCUCGUCAAGACCACCAUCGCAGCCCAAUAACCAAAUCAGGCAAAGUAUCCAGCGCUCUCUAGUCGGCAUCCUGUUCAAGAGAGUGUGUGACAGUGAGGAGCUGGACAUGUCUGAAAAUGACGUUGGAAAACUUGUCACAAAUAUUGAGACAGAGAUGUUCAACAUAUUUCGUAACACAGACAGCAAAUAUAUGAAUAAGUAUCGUACUAUAAUGUUCAACUUGAAAGAUCCAAAAAAUAAGGGCCUGUUGUUUCGACUGGUGCAAGGAGAGAUCAGCCCCUUCAGACUGGUCAGAAUGAGCCAGAAAGAUAUGCAGGCAAUACAGCCUCCAGAACCUCCUAAGGAGGUGAAGGCCACAACAUCUGUGAGAGUUUCACUGCAAAAGCCUGAACCAGUGAAGCUAGAUUUACCCAGUUUGAUUCAGACCAGAACUGAUAGGACUAAGAAUGUGCCUUUACUGGAACAAAAGAAAACUGUCCCUGAAUCUAUUAUAAAGUCAAAGAUGAGCCAGUCCAACCAAGGAGGGGGUGCUAUACCUGAUAUUCUCACUUGUAUGCUCAAGGACACUACAGCAGAACAUCAUAAGCACCUAUUUGACGUCAAAUGCAAAAUCUGCACAGGUCAAAUGCCACAAGAUGAAGUGGGAGAGCCUGUGCAGAAAAAAAAGAGAGUUUCCGAGGAGAAGCAUGAGCCUUUAUGGAAAAGGUCCAAAGGAGAGGACUCCCCUCUCCUAGCCCCUCCUGACUCCCCGGACAUGGACUCACCUGUGCCUCAUUUCACCAUGGGCUCUCCGGUUCUGACCAUCGUAGAGUCUCCCGCUUCACCCACCACCCAAGACUCUCCCGCCUCCCCCUCCAUGGAUACACCCGCCUCACCUGUCAUGGAGUCCCCUGCAUCCCCAAGUUCUGAUGAUCGACAGUCAGCUCCAAUGAAGUCAUACACACCAGUGGUCAUUCCAGCUGUUUCCACGGUAACCAUAACAAGACGUGAUCCUCGCACUGCAGCUAAUAGAUAUGCUGCUCUGACCAACAGUUCAGCAGCUCUGAGUGAUAGAGAAAUUCAGAAAUCAGACUCCUACUUUUCUUUAAAUGACACUCCUGCUCCACCUGUGUCUCUCCCCUCUGCCACAAUAUUACCCAAAUCUAUCCUCAUGAAACCAUCACAUUCAGGAGAUCCUAGACUUUAUGGCUCAUCCUCACGAAAUCCAUCUCCUAAAAUUUCUUGUGAGAGUGGGACUCCACAGUUUCUUUCAAAGCAGGACAUUCUCUGGAAAGGCUUUUUGAACAUGCUGACCAUUGCAAAGUUUGUCACAAAAGGAUACUUGGUUUCAGGCCCAGCUGAACAUUUAAAAGCGGACCUACCUGAUACAAUACAGAUUGGUGGGCGGAUUUUACCAAAAACUGUUUGGGACUAUGUUGCAAAACUGAAAACCUCAGUUACAAAGGAGUUGUGUGUCAUCCGAUUUCAACCAGCCACUGAUGAAGAGGAGGUUGCCUAUGUCUCAUUGUUCUCAUACUUCAGCAGCAGAGGGCGCUUUGGUGUUGUAGCAAACAACAGCCGUUCUAUAAAAGACAUGUACCUAUUUCCACUAAGUGCAAAAGAAGCUGUCCCAGCCAUACUUCAACCUCUUGAAGGACCAGGUUUUGAAAAGAACCGUCCAAAUCUUCUUCUAGGCCUUGCAAUCAUUCAAAAAUCAAAACGUCCUGGAAGCUUGUCGACAGAACUUGAAGAAAAGCGUCCCAAAGUGUCAAUGUCCUCUGAUCCCUCGUGGAUACCGAAACCUCCAAGUCUUUAUGGUUCAAACAAAGAAGACGACUUCCAGCCCUAUGAUCCAGAAAUUCCCAUAAGCAUAACGCCUCCAAGUUCACCUCCCAAAUCAAAUUUUAACUCUACCUCUGUUACAACCACAUCUGUAGCAUCUGUCUCUCAGUCUAAAACAAGCAAAGAAAGCUCUUCAUCUAAAAGCAAUACAGCAACCUCCAGUAAUGAAACGCCACUACAAACAAUAUUAAAACAAUUAUUUUCAACCAAGCAAACAGAGGCGAAUGUAUCUUCUGAUGCAAGUAGCACUGCAAAAGCAGCCCGAUCUAAGAAAUGUCCUUUGUCUAUGGUAGAUCCAAUAGUACAGCAGUUUGGAGGGAAAACAACAGUUAAAGAAAUAGAGGAAGAGGACAAUGAUGAUUUAGAUCGACCGUAUGAUCCAGAAGAGGAGUAUGAUCCUGUUGGUGGAUAUGGUGUUGUUCCCAAAAGUAGCAUAGACAUUAAAGAGAAUAUCCCUGAAUUUACAGAAAAUGUUAAUGAUGAUGUUGCUUAUGAUCCGGAGGAUGAAACAAUCUUUGAUGAUAUUAGAAAUGAAAAUACCUCCAAAAACAUCUCAGAUACAACUCAGGUGCCAAAGCCAAACUCGCCUACAAUUCUAGAUUCUCCCCAAGUGACACCUGCUCCAGUUUCUAAACCUAGUCCGACCCAAAUUGUUGCCCCAUUUGCUGCCCCAUCUGCUUCAGCUGCUGCUCCACCUGCUCCUCCAGCUGCUGCUCCACCUGCUCCUCCAGCUGCUGCUCCAUCUUCUCCUCCAGCUGCUGCUCCAGCUGCUGUAGCUUACGCGGUGCCUACAGGCACUGUGGUCAUAUCAGCUGAAACCCUGACUGAACAACAGCGCAUGCUUGAGGAACUGAACCGGCAAAUUGAAGAGCAGAAACGACAAUUAAGAGAACAGGAAGAGGCUCUGCGUAAACAGAGAGAGGCUGUGGGGAUGUUUAUGGCUCAGUUUUCAGUCUCUGAUUCGCUUGUAUCUCCGUCAUCAUCAGCGCUGCCUCUUAACAAACUUGUAACUUUGCAGGGUGGCGCAACGGAACCGGGCAACAGUCCUGUUUUGGAUACUACAUCAGAAAAAGAUAACUCUGUCUCUACAAUAAUAAAUGAAACAGACAAUUUAAAUGAUAAAAGUGAAACACUAGAAGCCUCUAAAGAAAAUGAAAAUGCUCCCUCUCCUGGUGAGGUGGGGGAUUCUGAUGUAGCGUAUGAUCCAGAGGAUGAAUCUCUUUUUGAUGAAAUUCAGGCUGGUAUGUUAGAGAAGCCCAGGUCGAAGUCUCGGGAUUCGUCUGUCUCUAAAAAUGAACGAAGUUCCGGCCAUAGCAAAAGGCACAAAUAUUCACCAAAGAGACGAAGUAAUCACGAAAGGAGCCGCCAUCGAAGUCCAUCCAGAAGAUCCCAGCGUCGCUCUCCUUCCCGGUCCCGAAGGCGGAGAGACAGAGACAGACACCACAGAAGUGAAAGAACCAUUUCAAGGCAUAGAUCCAGAGACAGAUCGGAGCGCCCCAAUCGAACACGGAGAGACAGUACCUCACAGACUCGGUCAAGACGAUGUAGAAGAUCCUCAUCAUCACAGAGGAAUAAAAACUCUGCCUCUCUUUCACCACGCCGAAGAAGAGAACACUCCCAACUAAGUCAAAUUGCUGCAAAAAGUGAAAUUAGUGCUUUUGCCACACAAGCAAAAAACCUUGAAGAGAACUUGCCUUCCCAAUCUCCUAAUAAUACAAAUGAUGUGGAUACAGAAGAGACACUACUCACAUUCCUGGUGACACAAGAACAACUUGCAAGUAAUGAUAAUACACCAGGUGACCUUAAACAGUUGAAAUGGGCUAGAGACCUUUUAAUGGAUGGCAAACUUGAUAGUCUAAUACCACUACGAGAGCUUGAACCGCCUACGAGAGACUCACCCCAAAGUCCAGAUCCAGAGCCACGAUUUUCAGAAGAUGUAUCUGAAAGUACUAACAUUAUAAAGAUGGAGAACAAUGUAAAAUUAGAACCUACUGAAGAGAAUAUUAAAAUUGAAAGUUGUUCUCAACCAAUUCUUACUCUUGGCAACACUCUUUUAAAUGAACAAAAGCCAGUAGAUUUAGUGGAAACAGCUGCUGUGGCUUGUGUUAAAGUAGAAUUCAAAUCUGAAGAAACAAUUUCAGAGAUUAAAAAACUGGAUGAUCCCAAGCCUUUUGCAGUUGAAACCCCUCCAACAAAAAAUGAAGACAGCCCAUGUAAAGAUUCUAUUCCAGGCUUGGGGGAUCUUGAAAAUAUUCUCCAGGCAUCAAGGGAUGAUAGCCCAACCUUAACAGACCCAAAACAAAACACAAAUAAACUUGAAGAUAUGUUCAGCAAACCAAAUAAAGACAUUGCUACUUUGAGAAAUAAAGGAACACAUGAUCAACAGUUUAGUAGCAGAAAUCAAAUGACUGAAAACCUCAAUGCUGACAGGGGUAUUAGAAAUAAAGAGUCAGCCAAUAGUAAUUUUAGCCAGAAUACACUUAUAGGCUUAACUAGAGAUCAGCAUUCCGAGUCAAACUUUGGGAAGGGUGAAAGAAGAUCUAGUCUAGAAAGAGAUUUCAGUCAAAGAAAUCCAAACAUUUGGAAUACUGGGCCUGUGACUUUUACUCAAAGUCAAAAUAUUCCUGAAUUACAAGAGAUAAGAUGUGGGGGUGAUAUUAUGGGACUUAAUCCAAGAGGAGACAUGACCAUCGGGUCUGACAUUAGUUUUGCCAAUCCCAGUUUACAUGGACAUCUAGCUGGAACUAAUAACCCGAAACAACCUGAACAGAGAGGAGCAGAUUUCCAUGCUCCAUGGAAUAACAGUGGUCCUGCUUUUAGAGGGAGGAAUUCUAGAGGUUUGCCAUUUGAAGGGCCUGGAUCUCACAGGGGGAGACAUGGUGGCCCACAGUUUGAUAGAGGAGGUGAACCUAGAGAUUCCUCUAUUGAUAGGCCAGGUCCACACAGAGAUAAAACUGUAGAUUCAAAUUUUGGUGAAUUUGAACAUAGAGAUACCCCUAUAGAUUGCCAAGGUCCACACAAGGGAGGCUUUGGUAGAGGUGGUCCAAUGGAGGCUCAGAGACACUACAGGGACGACUUGGAAAGACAGGGAGAGCCAGGUUUUGAUAGAGGAAGUUCGAUGGAUGGCCCAGGACCCCGUAGAGGGGGAUUUGGAGGGCCAGGGUUUGGAAGAGGAGGAGAACAUCGUGGUCCAGUAGAUGGCCCAGGACAUCACAAGGGGGGACGUGGAGAGCCAGAUUCUGAUAACGGCCUUUUGGAUGGGCCAGGACCCCAUAGAGGUGGUUUUCGAGGGCCAGGGUUUGGGAGAGGUGGGGAGUAUAGAGGUGGUCCUAUGGAUGUCUCAGGAUCUAAAAGAGUGGGACUUGAAGGACCAGAGUUUGAUAGAGGCCCGGUGGAUGGACCAGGAUCCUAUAGAGGUGGGUUUAGAGGGCCAGGGUUUGGUAGAGCUGGGGAACAUCUAGGUGGUCCUAUGGACAGUCCUCAACCCCACAGAGGAAGCUUUGGAGGGCCAGGUUUAGGUAGAGAUAGUCCUAUGGGUGGGCCAGGACAUCAAAGUGGGGACCAUGAAGAACCAGAAUUUGAGAGAAUCCCUAUGGAUGGACCACCUCAGAGGGGGGGAUUUAGAGGGCCAAGGUUUAGUAGAGGUUUGGAACAUGGAGGGGGCCUAGUGGAGAACCCAGGACCUCACAGUGGAGGACAUGGAGAUCCAGAUGUUGAUAGAGGCCCUAUGGAUGGCCCAGGACCCCACAGGGGUGGAUUUGGAGGAUCAGGAUUAGGCAGAGGUGGAGAGCAUAGAGGUGGCCCUUUGGAUGGCCUUGGAUCCCAAAGGGGAGGUUUUAAAAGGGCAAUUUUUGGUAAUGAGGGUUCUAUGGGUGGGCCAGUACCUCAAUGUGGGGGGCAUGAAGAAUCAGAGUUUGAUAGGGACGCUAUUGAUGGACCACCACAUAGAGGGGGAUUUAGAGGGCCAUGUUUUGGCAGAGGUGGUGAACAUCACGGUCCAGGUGAUGGCUCAGGGCCCCGUAGAGGUGGAUUUGGAGGCCUAAGGUUUGGUAGAGGUAGGGAUAAUGGAGGUGAUCCAAUAGACAACUCAGGGCCUCACAGAGGAGGACAUGAAGAGCCAGAUUUUGAUAGAGGCCCUAUGGAUGGCCCAGGACCCCAAAGAGGUGGAUUUGGAGGACCAGGAUUAGGCAGAGGAGGUCCUAUAGGUGGCCCUGGACAUCAAAGGGGAAGACUGGGAGAGCCAGAUUAUGAUAGAGAUAGCACUAUGGAUGUCCCAGGACCCCGUAGAUUUCAAGGGUCAGGGUUUGGUAGAGAUGGUCCUAUUGGUGGGCUAGGACCUCAGAGUGGAGAGGAUGGAGAACCACAGUUUGACAGAGGCACUAGGGAUGGACUACCACAGAGAGGGGGAUUUAGAGGGCCAGGGUUUGGUAGAAGUGGGGAACGUCAUGGUCCAAUAGAUGGUCCAGGACAUCAUAGGGGAGGACAUGGGGAGCUAGAUUAUGAUAUGGGGCCUAUGGAUGGGCCAGGGUCCCAUAGAGGUGGAUUUGGAGGACCUGGGUUUGGGAGAGGUGGGGAGCAUAGAGGUGGUCCUAUGGAUGGCCCAGGACAUCUGAGAGAGGCACAAGGGGGGCCAGAGUUUGACAGAGAAGGCCCCAUGGAUAAUUCAGAACCACAACGAGGUGGUUUUGGAGGGUCAGGGUUUGGUAGAGGAGGGGGGCAUAAAGGUGGUCCUAUGGAUGGCUUUCACAGAGAAGGGUAUGGUGACCAAAUGUUUGGUAGAGGUGGAGGGCCAAGUUUUAAUAGCACUGGCCCUGUGGAUGGCCCAGGACCAAAUAGAAGGGGACAUGGGGGACAAGGUUUUGGUAGAGGUGGAGAACGUGCAGGCGGCCCAAGGAAUGAUCCAGGAUGGAGCAGAGGAGCAUUUAGUGGGCCUGAUUUGGAUAUAGAUGAUGAACAAAGAGAUAUGGGAGAUCAAAGACCGCAUAAAGGAUUUGGAGGGCCAGGUUUUGGAAAUGAUGGCCCAAUGGAUGGCCCAGGUCCAAACAGAGGGGGGUAUGGAGGGCCAGGGUUUGAUAGAGGUGAUGAACAUCAAGAAGGCCCAAUAGAUGGUCCAUCACCUCUUAGACAGGGCCCACACAGAGGAGGGUUUGGAGGGCCAGGCUUUGGCAGAGGUAGCCCUAUGGAUGGCCCAGGACCUCAUAGAGGGGGACAUAAGGGGCUAGGCCCCGGUAGAGAUUGGGAACACAGAGGGGGCCCUAGAGAGCCAGGCUUUGGAGGAGAUGGUGAAAACAGAGGGGGCCCAAUUUGCGAUCCAGAGCUGUAUAGAGGGCCAGAUUUUGAGAGGGGUGCUGAAUAUAGAUGUGGUCCUAUGGAUGGGCCCGGUCCAGUGCACAGUGGCAUACCAAGGGCUCAAGAUUUCAGAGGAAGAGAUGGACCAGGAAAUCCUAGAUCUCACAGGGGUGGGCCUAUGCCAGACUUUGGACCUGAAGGUGAAGUUUGUAGCCCUGGAAAUGAAAACUGGGGGGCUAUACGGGGAAACCCCCAUCCCAGUAUUGAAGGACCUCAACAUGAGGGCAAAGUUCCAGACAAUAGGGGGCAAAGUCAAACACAUGAAUGGCCAUUUGGGGGCCUGAGGGAUGGCCCAGAUGAUAGACAGAACAGGGGUGAUUUUAGUGGUCCAAGGCAUGAUCAAAGGCCUGAAGGCUGGAGACCAGAAGAUGAUUGGAACCAGAACUGGGAAAACAGACAAGAUGAUGACAGACCAGAAAGAUCACGCCCUGGAAGGGACAGGAGGUCCCAUGACAGCGAAAGAAACAGAGGGCGAGACAUGAGAGGAGAACAAUGUCGACCUCUUCAUAGAAGAAGUUCAAGCAGGGACCGAUCUACCCACAGAAGGGAUCAGGACUCAGGCCCAAAGUCUGAUUUACCAAAAGUUGACUCUGACCCUAAAUCUGGAGAAAUAAAAGACCCUACAUCAGGUGCAACUAGAUCUGAACAGUCUGAUAACACUCUGACAGACACAGAACAAAUGAUGCCUCCAAGGCACAAAACUCCUUUACUUCCCACUCCUCCAGAUGGUCCCUUAUUUCCCUUUCAAUCACAUGGAAGGCAACGAGGGAGAGGGAGAGGAGGACGAAGGAGAUAGACUGCCGUGGAAAAAGUUAAAAGUGUAAACAAUGAAACAAUAUACAUGUUCAUAGACUCUAAAUGCUCUAGACCUUAAUAAGUAACUCACUGGCAACUUGAGGUUGUUGUAGUUGAUUUUAUUUGAUUAUGAACAUGUUGAACUAAGUUUUGUUCUGUAAAUUAUCAUUGCCAUGUCAAUACAGAAAGGUUGCUGUAUGGUAAAUCUAUAGUUUGAAGUUUUUUGUUCUUUUUUGGUUUUGUUUUGUUUUGUUUUGUUUUUUUUAAUAAACUGAAUAAA